GCAUCCAGCGUACAAGCUGGCAAACAGGACUGAACACCAGCCCUGCUUUUCUUGACUCCUACUUGGGCGUCUCUGAGUUAAUAAGCUCUCUCCAUUGUAUAUUCAGAUCAUUCAUUUACCCUUCCUUCCUCUCAGUUCAGUCAAUUGUCAGCUCUCUCCCUGCUGCAGGAAUUGACUGCUUACCCUGGAUCUACUGUCUCGAUAAUUACAUACUACCCCCCUCAUUAUUGCCAAAAUGCCUCUCUCACAUCUCACCUUGACCGUGUCACAACUCCCGCAGUCAACCUCCUUCUUCCUCUCUUGCCUGCAGCCGCUGGGAUACCAUUUCAUCGGCCGUCAUGAAGACUACAUUGGCUUCGGAUCCCAGCCCGGGGAACCCGCCGACUUCUGGAUCACUGAGGAGAAGCCUGGCGUUCCCGCUGGCGCAGCACAUGUCGCUUUCCCCGCUCCCUCAAAGGAUGCCGUGGGUUCAUUCUUCAUCCAGGCGCUCAAGGCCGGUGGUAAGAUCCACGGGGAGCCGAAAGUGCGCGAUGCGGACUCUGGCUACUUCAGCGCGGCCGUGAUUGACUUUGACGGUAACAGCAUCGAGGCUGUCUACCGGCCCGGCUGCUCGUCGAGUAGGUCGGCAGCUGGUGGACGGGCCUUGACUGUUGUCAAGGGCGGAUCAGUCGUCAACGGCGGCUCCGUCGUGUCCAGAGCAAAGUCGACCAGAUCAGAAAGCGUCUAUUCUUCUAGCAGGUCGGACUUCAACAAGCUGACCGCGCCUCCUGCUCAGUCUGUCGUGGACAUUGAUCGAGCGGCACCGUCAACCGUCUCGUACUCGAUGUACCAGCCGCAGCAAGCAUAUCAGCCCCAACAGCAGAAAUCAGAUGAUGGCAGCAAGACGGCCAAAACCAUCAUCGGCACCCUUCUUGGAGCCACCGCCGGUGCGGCCAUUGCAUAUGCCAUCACCAGAGAGGCGACGAGCUCGUCUCCAUCCAUGCCAGAACCGCAAUACACCAUCUCCGCUGCCCCAGCUCCUGCACCUGCUCAAUCCCGAGCGUCAGAGUACCAGGGCACGCGAGCGAUUGAGGCUGGCCCAGCUCAUAGCUUCUAUUCUGACGAGGACGCAUCUACGGUGUACUCCCGCAGCAAAGCUCCGUCUAAAGCUCCAUCCAAGAUCGCACGAGCCAGCACCAUUUACGAAGGCUCUGAAUAUUACCCCGUCGACGACCGUGCAGAGAGCGUGUACUCGGAGCAAUCAGGCAUCCAACGAACGGCCAAUGGCAGCGUCUACGCAACCAAAGAACUGCCCAUUCGAGCAAUUGACUUCCCACCGCAGGGAGAUCGAAGAUCGUCUGUCCCCGGAACCGCCAGCUCUUUCAUCAGCAGCUUCGUCGACAAGUCCUUCCACGGCGGUGAUAACGGAAGCGUCUGCUCCUCCUCGACCAUCAAGCCUACUCGCAGAGCCUCUGCUGACGACAGCGCCUCGCACUAUUCCUCCCGCUCCUCCUCCUCUUCUCACCAAUCUUCUGCCACCAGCAUGCGUGAAUACGCUGCAUCCGUGAAAUCAUCAUCCAAGGGCCCUGGCUCGACCUACUCCACGCGCACUGCCCGCGAGGUCCCUCUCCCAGAAGGCAGCGUCGCCUCUUUCAAAAGCGACGCGAAGAGCAUGCGCUCCGCCAAGGACAUCCCCCUCCCUGCUCGAUCGACCGUGAGCACCUCCUCCUACCGCAGCGACGCAAAGAGCAUGCGUUCAGCCAAAGACAUCCCCCUCCCCGCGGGCUCUACCAUCAGCGCCUCUUCCUACCGAAGCCACCGCUCCGCAAAGGACGUCCCUCUCCCUGAUAGCGCCAGUACCGUAUAUCACGACACUUGCGACAUCGACUCACACGUCACCCCCGACGACUCCAUCAGCCAAGUCGGCGAUUCUCGACGCUCGACAACCCGCUCCCACGCUUCGCAUCGCUCCAAGUCCCACUCGCACGUCUCGCAUGCCUCCAAGCGCUCGAGCAAGUUCGAUGAGCCCGUCAAACCGAGCGAUAGUGUCAGUCAGGUCUCGACGAAUGUCUCGCGAGCAUCUCAGCGGACUGUCAAGGCGGACGAUACCAGGUCGAAAGCUAGUAGUAGACGCGAGUGAAAGGGUGAACUGGUUAGUUAGUUAGUUAGUUCAAUCACUAACCAGCAUAACGUUUUGCUAUGUUAUGUUAUUAUCAGAUAUGUUGUG
Molecule: messenger RNA, 2206 nt
Organism: Paecilomyces variotii
Lineage: Eukaryota; Fungi; Ascomycota; Eurotiomycetes; Eurotiales; Thermoascaceae
Product: glyoxalase family protein
Exons: 2
Coding region: 236-2119 (627 amino acids)
Source: RefSeq, a predicted model, not a curated record